Messenger RNA from Penicillium brasilianum, 2662 nucleotides. NCBI's taxonomy places the organism in Eukaryota, Fungi, Ascomycota, Eurotiomycetes, Eurotiales, Aspergillaceae. The record is from the annotation of a GenBank genome assembly.
AUAGCAUGCAAGAAGCAAGUAGUGUGUGUAGCGCGAGAGUGACGACGUUGGUACCCUGCGAUCGACUCGAGUCCAGAACACCCAGGCCUCAGGCAUAAAUGAACGCUGUUUUGAUGCCUAGGAGGUAAGGCAGCAAUAAGCGCGUAACUCACCUGCUUCAAACUCCUGCCGAUUUAUUAUUGCCCUACAUCCGUCCUGCUCGAAACCUACCCUCACCACUCCCUCGUUGCGUUCCAAUCCAUUUCCUCCAAGCAAGAGAAUCGCAUCGCACUUCUUGGACCAGUGACCCAUUUUGCAGGACCCUCCUGCCCCCCCUGCGCUGGUCGACGGUCCAUUUCCUCCGUUCCUUUUUCACCCAAGCCCAAGCUUGCAGGUUCGCUCUGAUCGCCGCAACACAUCACAAUGUCGUUCAACUUCGGCGGUGGAGGUGCCACUGGAGCUUCCAACACAAAUCUUUUCGGUACCGCUGGCAACACCUUUGGUUCCAACAAUCAGACGAGCUCGAACACUGGAUCAGGUGCCGCUGGUGGUGGUCUUUUCGGAAAUGUAGGAGCCUCUGCCACCAGUGGGAGCGCUUCCCCUUCGAUGUUUGGUACAGCUACUUCCGGUGCACAGAGCCCCUCAAUGUUUGGAAGCGCUGGCGGCGCUACUGCUGGGACUCCUGGAGCAUCUUCGGGCUUCUCUUUCGGCUCCAAACAGACGACAGGCUCGACCACUCCCGGACAGACAGCUACCAGUGGGCUCUUCGGCGGCGCCGGAGCUGCAAAGUCCUCAGGUAGCUUAUUCGGUGGUGCAUCCUCAGCUACCCCAGCUCCAGCUGGCGCAUCCUUGUUCGGAAACACCUCAACUACUCCCGCUGGUCCUCCGCCAGGAUCCAAGACAACUCCAUUGUUUGGAGGACUGAAUGCCGGCUCUUCUACUACACCAUCGUCCACCACCGCUGUCUCCUCUACUACACCCGCUACCUCGCAAUCACAGUCAUCCGGCAGCUUCUUCGGCGCCGGUACCACUCCCGCCGCCUCAAAGCCUCUGGGCUUUGCCCCGGCUCCGUCUAGUGGUGGUAGUCUGUUUGGCAAUGUCGGUAAGCCAGCCGAGUCCAGCGCUCCCAGUGCCACUGGCGCGCCCGCUUCGAAGCCACUUUUUGGAGCCGCAGCACCCACUCCUAGCGGCGACACAACCCCCAAGCCUACUUUCUCUCUAGGUGGAACACCCGCUGCUACCGGUGAGGCCCCCAAGUCUGCGUUCUCCCUCGGCGCAGCUCCCGCUGCUAGCGGCGAUGCAGCUCCCAAGUCUGCAUUCACUCUCGGUGGAACUCCAACUGCAGCCCCGUCUACUACGGCCUCAUCCACUGCUACUCCACAAAAGUCGCUCUUCCCCAGUCUGGGAGGAGCCACUUCCUCAGCCGCCCCAUCGUCCACAGCAGCCGCACCUGCUGGAGGCUCACUGUUCCCUACUUUAGGCGGUGCUAAAUCUACAGCUGCUGCUGCUACGCCCGGAAUUACGGCCUCUGCCGCCGCCACUACUACGCCUGCGGCUGCACCCAGCCUAUUCCCUAAGCUCGGAGGUGAUAAGCCUUCCACUCAACCCGCCACUACCACUGCCUCGACGGCCACACCGGCCUUGGGUGCAACUGCUACUACUACAACAGCCGGUACUGGCGCGGCUACUCUUGGCCAGUCGACCACUGGUCCUGCUCCCCCAGCGCAGUCUCGUCUGAAAAACAAGACCAUGGAUGAGAUCAUCACUCGGUGGGCAACGGACCUGACCAAGUACCAGAAGGACUUCCGUGAACAAGCCGAGAAGGUGGCUGAGUGGGACCGUAUGCUGGUGGAGAAUGGUACCAAGGUUCAGAAGCUUUAUGGAAAUACUGUCGACGCUGAGCGAGCUACCCAGGAGGUUGAGCGUCAAUUGGCAUCCGUGGAGGGCCAGCAAGAAGAGCUGAGCUCAUGGCUUGAUCGAUACGAACGCGAAGUCGAUGAGAUGGUUUCCAAGCAGGUGACCCCUGGCGAGCAGGGUCCUGACCAAGAGCGCGAGAAAACAUACAAACUGGCCGAGAAGCUCUCUGAGCGUUUGGAUGAGAUGGGCAAGGAUCUCACCAGCAUGAUCGAGGAAGUCAAUGGGGCCUCUGCAACUAUCAGUAAGACAAACCGGGCCGACGAACCAAUCUCUCAAAUCGUCCGUAUCCUCAACUCGCAUCUUUCCCAGCUGCAAGUCAUCGACCAGGGAACCUCAGAGCUGCAAGCCAAGGUUGCAGCUGCCCAGAAGGCAGGACAGUCAAUCUCCUCGCGCCUUGGUUACGGCUAUUCCAGCCCUGGUAUGGGCAAUGGCAAUGCCGCCGAUGAUUUCUACCGUUCCUACAUGGGCAGACGGUAGAGGGAUGAUUUCAUGGGUGACUUAAUGAUUCUUCGAUUACGGGGUGUCGAUUGACAGAUCUUUCGAUAGGAAAGGAAUGUUAUCGAGGUAAAUUUCUCUGAUCAUGUACUUUGCCUUGGACUGUCCAAGGCCUAACUAGUAUCCUGGGGGAUGUUCUGUGUUUGUUCUAUAUCUCUGGAUCGGGUAUGGUCCUUUGGUUUCUAGUCAAGGAAGUUGAGGGGCGUAAUUCAAAACAUUUGGGAUGCUCUAUGUGCAUGUACUGAAAAAAUCGCGGAGUUUUUAUGAAGCA